This is a messenger RNA of Leopardus geoffroyi (Geoffroy's cat), 6644 nucleotides long. It is a transcript of the gene TRIM71, whose product is annotated as tripartite motif containing 71. Gene Ontology annotation, molecular function: protein binding; ubiquitin protein ligase activity; zinc ion binding. Lineage: Eukaryota; Metazoa; Chordata; Mammalia; Carnivora; Felidae. The record is from RefSeq and is a predicted model, not a curated record. The transcript has 4 exons. Bases 613 to 3258 code for a protein of 881 amino acids. Gene Ontology annotation, biological process: protein polyubiquitination; proteasome-mediated ubiquitin-dependent protein catabolic process.
GGGGCGGCCGGCGUCGCGCGGGGGCACACGGGCUGGGCGUCGCGCCGCUGCCGCCUUGGCUAGGGUGGGGGGCUUUCCUCUCCCGGGAAGAGACGAACUAAAUCUGUUGGAGGAAAAGCAACGCACCAAACGCUCGCGGAGCCGAACGCCGCUUCACCCCGUCGGGACCCGGAUUGCACAGCGGACUCCACCUUGGGGGGGAAGGGCCUCUCCCCGGGGCUGGCGAGAACCGCGCUUCGGCUGCUCCAGCGAGCCCUCUGACCUCCCCGCCCCCGCUCGCCCCUCGCGUGUCGGGACUUGUUCGGCGCUCCCGCUCCUGAAGGCAACGCAGCCUCGCGUCCUCCGGCAGGAAUCCGCGUCGCCUCCGGGCAGCGGCAUUUGAUGCCCGCAGCGUCGGGGCCGGCGGCGCGCGGACGGGACGCGGCGAAGCGGGGCGCGCCGAGCCGCCCCGGGGCCGGCUCCCGGCUCGCAGGCCCGCUCGAUGCGUGUUUCUGAGUGAGUCGGCGGCUCCCCAACCCGCCUCGGCGGUGCUCUCCUCCUCCCUCCUCCUCCUCCUCCUCCUCCUCCUCCUCUUCCUCUCCGGCCAACUCCCGCCUCCGAGCCGGCCUGCAAAUGGCUUCGUUCCCCGAGACCGACUUCCAGAUCUGCCUGCUGUGCAAGGAGAUGUGCGGCUCGCCGGCGCCGCUCUCCUCCGGCUCGUCCGCGUCGUCGUCGUCCUCGCAGACGUCCACGUCGUCGGGCGGCGGCGGCGGGGGCCCGGGGGCCGCGGCGCGCCGCCUGCACGUCCUGCCCUGCCUGCACGCCUUCUGCCGCCCGUGCCUCGAGGCGCACCGGCUGCCGGCGGCCGGCGGCGGCGGCGGCGGCGGCGGCGGCGCGCCCGGGGAGCCCCUCAAGCUGCGCUGCCCCGUGUGCGACCAGAAAGUCGUGCUGGCCGAGGCGGCGGGCAUGGACGCGCUGCCCUCGUCCGCCUUCCUCCUCAGCAACCUGCUCGACGCCGUGGUGGCCACGGCCGACGAGCCGCAGCCCAAGAACGGGCGCGCCGGGGCCCCGGCGGGCGCGGGCGGCCACAGCAACCACCGGCACCACGCGCACCACGCGCACCCGCGCGCGCCCGCCUCGGCCCCGCCGCCGCUCCCGCCCGCGCCGCCGCCGCCCGCGCCGCCCCGCUCCGCGCCCGGCGCCCCGGCCGCCUCCCCGUCCGCGCUGCUGCUGCGCCGGCCGCACGGCUGCAGCUCGUGCGACGAGGGCAACGCGGCCUCGUCGCGCUGCCUGGACUGCCAGGAGCACCUGUGCGACAACUGCGUCCGCGCGCACCAGCGCGUGCGCCUCACCAAGGACCACUACAUCGAGCGCGGCCCGCCGGGUCCCGCCGCCGCCGCCGCCGCCGCCGCCGCCGCUGCCGCGCAGCAGCUCGGGCUCGGGCCGCCCUUCCCCGGCGCGCCCUUCUCCAUCCUGUCCGUGUUUCCGGAGCGCCUGGGCUUCUGCCAGCACCACGACGACGAGGUGCUGCAUCUGUACUGUGACACCUGCUCAGUGCCCAUCUGUCGCGAGUGCACGAUGGGCCGGCACGGCGGCCACAGCUUCAUCUACCUCCAGGAGGCGCUGCAGGACUCCAGGGCACUUACCAUCCAGCUGCUGGCCGACGCACAGCAGGGCCGCCAGGCCAUCCAGCUGAGCAUCGAGCAGGCCCAGACGGUGGCGGAACAGGUGGAGAUGAAGGCCAAGGUGGUACAGUCGGAGGUCAAAGCCGUGACUGCGCGGCACAAGAAGGCCCUGGAGGAACGGGAGUGUGAGCUGCUGUGGAAGGUGGAGAAGAUCCGCCAGGUGAAAGCCAAGUCCCUGUACCUGCAGGUGGAGAAGCUGCGACAGAGCCUCAACAAGCUGGAGAGCACCAUCAGCGCUGUGCAGCAGGUCCUGGAGGAGGGGCGGGCGCUGGACGUCCUGCUGGCCCGGGACCGCAUGCUGGCCCAGGUGCAGGAGCUGAAGACCGUGCGCGGCUUCCUGCAGCCCCAGGAGGAUGACCGGGUCAUGUUCACGCCCCCGGACCAGGCCCUGUACCUGGCCAUCAAGUCCUUCGGCUUCGUCAGCAGCGGGGCCUUCGCGCCCCUCACCAAGGCCACGGGCGACGGCCUCAAGAGGGCGCUCCAGGGCAAGGUGGCCUCCUUUACCGUCGUCGGCUACGACCACGACGGGGAGCCUCGCCUCUCGGGGGGCGACCUGAUGUCGGCCGUGGUCCUGGGCCCCGACGGCAACCUGUUCGGUGCCGAGGUGAGCGACCAGCAGAACGGGACGUACGUGGUGAGCUACCGGCCGCAGCUGGAGGGCGAGCACCUCGUGUCGGUCACCAUGUGCAACCAGCACAUCGAGAACAGCCCCUUCAAGGUGGUGGUCAAGUCGGGCCGCAGCUACGUGGGCAUCGGACUCCCGGGCCUGAGCUUCGGCAGCGAGGGCGACGGCGACGGCAAGCUGUGCCGCCCCUGGGGCGUGAGCGUGGACAAGGAGGGCUACAUCGUCGUGGCCGACCGCAGCAACAACCGCAUCCAGGUGUUCAAGCCGUGCGGGGCCUUCCACCACAAGUUCGGCACCCUGGGCUCCCGGCCCGGGCAGUUCGACCGGCCAGCCGGCGUGGCCUGCGACGCCUCCCGCAGGAUCGUGGUGGCCGACAAGGACAAUCAUCGCAUUCAGGUCUUCACGUUCGAGGGCCAGUUCCUGCUCAAGUUCGGCGAGAAGGGAACCAAGAACGGGCAGUUCAACUACCCUUGGGACGUGGCGGUGAACGCGGAGGGCAAGAUCCUGGUCUCAGACACCCGGAACCACCGGAUCCAGCUGUUCGGGCCCGACGGCGUCUUCCUGAAUAAGUACGGCUUCGAGGGGGCUCUCUGGAAGCACUUUGACUCCCCCCGGGGCGUGGCCUUCAACCACGAGGGCCACUUGGUGGUGACCGACUUCAACAACCACCGGCUCCUGGUCAUCCACCCCGACUGCCAGUCCGCGCGCUUCCUGGGCUCCGAGGGCACGGGCAACGGGCAGUUCCUGCGCCCGCAGGGUGUGGCCGUGGACCAGGAGGGGCGCAUCAUCGUGGCCGACUCCAGGAACCACCGGGUGCAGAUGUUCGAGUCCAACGGCAGCUUCCUGUGCAAGUUUGGCGCCCAGGGCAGCGGCUUCGGGCAGAUGGACCGCCCCUCCGGCAUCGCCGUCACCCCCGACGGGAUGAUCGUGGUGGUGGACUUUGGCAACAAUCGGAUCCUCAUCUUCUAAUCCCGCUCUCUGGGCUUCUGUGUUGGGGUGUGCGCGUCUCCCUCUGUCUCCGUUGGAAUUUCAAAGAAGAAACAGUCUCAGGGAAAUUUCUUUUUUUCUUUUGUUGAAAGAGAACAAGAAGAGUACAACAUUGCUUGAGUCCUACCUCAUCUUUAUUUUUUUUACAGAUGAAUGUACUUCUCUUUUCUGCAGGGAUUGAGCCUGUGACGUGAUAAUUUCUAUCUACCUCAUGAAUCUUUGCAUUUCCUUCCCCAGCAGGCCCUCUGCCCUCCUCCCCACCCUCACUCAGUGGAGUUCACGUUUCCCUCUGACCCUCCGUGGGGCGUGAUAUGCACAAGCCUGGCGUCUCUGUGGCUGGGUGGGGGGCACUGGAUGUGUGUGGUGGGGGUGUAUUCUGUAGAUUGAGCCAAGGAAACAUGAAAAAACUACGUAAAAAAAAAAAAUGAAAAACUAUAAAAUGUGGAAAAAUAAGAUUUAAAAAUGCUUAAUUAUAGAGUAUUUGUGUUCUGGAGAAUACUGUGUUUUGGGGAUUAGAUUGUGUUGUGUGAUCUUGAUCUUUUUGGGAGACUUUCUGAUUUUUUUUGUGUGUUUUUUUUUUUAAAUGCUGCAACAGAGAACUUUUCUGUGUUCUCCUUUUAUACCUCAGUGUGUUUAUCAUCCUGUUCAGCAUCUUUUCUUAUUCCUAGAAACUGUGGCUGUGUCUGUGGCUUGCUAGCCAAGAAAAGCAGACUGUUCUAUUCAUACUUUAGGAUAUGUGACCCUUGUUUCCUUUAAGGGACGUUGGGUACACCUGCGUGUUUGUGGGUCCGAGUCAUCUUACGCCAGAAUAGUAAAGCUGCGGGUGAUAAACCACCACCCGAAGAAACUUUUCUUCUCACGCUUGGGUUUCUAAAAAAUAGAUGUAGCUUAGGAUUUUGGAUUAAAAGUAUUCUCAAAAGUUAAGUACUCUUAGUUUGCUGUUGGUUAUAAAGUUCAGUGGAAGGAAGAAGAAAAUCAACCUCGUUCUCAGAAAAGAGGGUGUCCGGCCUGCCUGACCGGCUGACUUGUGUGCGGGCGGGCAGGCGAGUGCCGAGGUAGUCCACCUAGAGCAUGAGAAAGAAACAGGCUACCCCGGCACUCUGAGGGAGGGUGGAGGUCAGUCCCCGACCCCGGCUUGAAUGUCGUUCUGUUAAUGCGAAGUGUUUCUUUUCCUAAGAAGAGUAGGCAAAGAAACGACCUUUUCCUUUAAAAGCACAAUUUUUUUCCUGCUUUGGAAGUUCAGGGAAAUAGAAUGUUUGAAAGUCAGACGGGAACAGCUCACCCCCGCACCCUCUGCCCGGGUCGCUUUUGCAGAGCGGUCUGCUUCCGAGCCACGCAGUAGGACCUCGUGGUUCACGUGGAUUUUUUUUUUCCCCCAAAGGCCUUUGAAUGUAAAGGAUUUGUAAACCAAAUUGCCCCAACCCAACACGUAGGAUGCAAUGCCUUUUGUGAAACCUCUCUCGGUACCAAAGAAUGAACACUUAAGCCAGGCUCCCACUGCAGAACUGUGGGAUGGCGUCCGUCACUUUACAGGGUUGGAUUGUUGUAAGCCGGACUCGGGUACAGAGCCUUGUGCAUCUGGGCAUUACCUGUCUUUCAGGUGGGAAGUAGGUAUAGCUGACGUUCUGCUUGUGAGGACCCACGUGGGUCCCUGCAUUCCCCCAAAUGCUGAGUAGGAACCAAAUUCCAGAGUGGCGCACCUCGGGAGGAAGAGGUGGUCUCUGACGAUGGGCUCACGGGGACACCUCUUGUCGAAACAGAAGGACUGACGGGUCAGCGUCUGUCCCCGUAUGUACGAGAAAAUUACCCUUGCAAUAUGGACGUAGUUUUAAACGAACAGGAAGAGCUAACAUGUGCAGAAAUGUGUUUUCUUCCUCCCGGAGGAAGAAAGGGUGCCGGGGGCAGCGUAGCGAGCCAAUCAAUGGUCUCCUGGACAUGUGCCACUUUCAGGGGACCCUAGGUCUUCCCCGUCGCAUUAGAGCAGGGUUUCUGAAUGACCAAUGUGGGGAAAAACUCAUAAAGGAGAACCGCAUGCAAUAAAGGAUCCAAAAAUUGGAAAGUAGCUUCCAGCUGCUGCCUCCCGGCUGCUGUGUUUCAGGGGGAGGAGGCGUCAGGAAAUCCUGUUUUGGAAAACCGCCUUGUACUGAAGCAUUUGGUAUUGAGUCCUUCCCUAGUUCCUAUUCAGUUGCCUCUUAUUUGUCCCUAGGUUCUAAGUCCUUUGGUAAAGGGUUUGUAUAAUUAAACAUUUUUGUUGUUUUUUAUUUUGGAAUAACUUGGUGCUGACCUUCCUCCCUUCGCCCUCUCCCCCCAACCACCCAACAAACCACCCUUUAAACACCAAAGACAACUGGUUUUAAAUGCUUACGAAACUUUAUUCUAAAGAAAUGGGUCUUGGAAAUUCUUAGAAAUGUUCUCGGAAACCUGGGAUGAGUUACUUCAGGUAGUCACUACCUUUGAGUCUCCCAUCUGUGUUCUGAUCUGCCCUUCCCGGGGCCCCCGUAAGUGGGGGGCUCGCGGGACCCGAGUGAGAACUUCUCUUGGUGAGUGGCGGUAACGGGAAACUGCUAAGUUAGCAUUUCUCUGUGGAUUUGGUUGUAAAGCCAGGGUUUCCACACGGGACCGAAAUGAUCGGGUCUUAGUUAAUAGACUGACCAGUUUGCAGGCUCAAAGCUAGUAGGUCCCCCCUCCGGAAUCAGUGUGGAGGUACAAGGUGCUGCCUCUUGCCCUCGGGGGCGGGACACCUCCUUACCUUCCUGCACCCAAAACUGGGCAUCGCUGCCAUUUGAGAAGCAUGGUCACACUUGGGAAGCUUUUGUUUCUAAAACACUGGCCAUCUGUGGCUGCCCAUGAUUGACUCCUGACCCACAGGGAUCGGUGCGAAGCACUUUGGAGUGUGUUUGUUGUACAAGGUGGAAUGCUCCAAAUCAAAGAGUGAGGAGAAGAGCCAACAUUUGGAACUCUGGUGUGAGUGAGGCUGUUCAAAAUAAGGGUUUUUAACUGGAUAUUUCCUGCCCGUUUAUGAGGUGAUGCUAGGGUAGGUAGGAAUUGGGUGGAGGAGAGGAGUCUUAAACAUGGUGAAAAGAUAAGGUCGUGGGUGCUGCGAAGGAGGAAGGAGUAUAAACUGUUUCUAAUGAGUAAAUGUGCUGUUCAGACAAUAAUCCCCAUGUUUGUCUGAUCUGGUCAGGUGGCAGGGUGGCAUGGGGCGCAAGGUCGGUUUAUGCUUGGACAAGAUCCCAAUUGGAUUUGGGUAUGUAAGUUUGGGUAUCGAGAUGGCUAAAUAAACCGUGGAUAAAAACCACUUUUGGUUGACAGAGUUGACAUUUCAGAAGUGUUAGUCUUUAAAAUUAAAAAAAAAUUAAAAAAAGUCU